AUGGUCGAUUUGCGAACGUACCAAAAAAUGCAUCAGGGCCAGCCUAUACGACAAAGCUUCGAAUAUGCAAGAGACGAGAAAGUAAGUCAGGAGGAGAUGGAUGCCGAAGAUCCGCCCGAAGGCAACUUCAUAUUCCUUCUGCCGCAGACAGUCAGCGGUUUCAAUAUGCAGGCGAAGCAAUGGGGUGAGUAAAGUGUUUCGGGAUGGUCUUGGUGUCCAUGGCUUACGGAUACUCUAGUUGAGCUUCAGGUAGGUCGUAUAUCUGAUGUGAAGUGGAACAAAGCCGCCUUCGAAUCUUUGGUAGUAGACCCUCCUGUCAAGAAGCUCAUCACAGCUUUGGUUACUAACCAGCUGGCUAAUGAGAGGGCGACUGAUUUGAUGGAGGGAAAGGGGACAGGUACUGCUGCUAUUUUCCUUUUGGGUUCACUCCUGCUAACAGAUAUCACUAAGGUGUGAUUAUUUUACUUCAUGGGUACGUCGGAGUCCUUCCUUUGCUUCUAACGAACUAAGCAACUAACAGCCAUUUCAUAGUGGACCCGGGUAAAUUCUUCCGCGCCUUUUCAACGUUCCUAAAAUUAACGUAUAUACAUAGAACCGGUAAAACCCUUACAGCUGAAAGGUAUGCUGAAAAACACGUCAUACCCAAAAGCAUCUUGCUUACAAGUAUUCGUAGUGUAGCUGAAUUCGCCGAGAAACCGCUCUAUCGCGUCACCUGUGGAGAUAUUGGUACGAAUGCCGAGCAAGUGGAAGAAUACUUGUUGUUAGGUGAUCUACCUAACGAGUUACCAUUCACUUACGAGUCAUUCUCUCUUAAGUCAUAG
This is a messenger RNA of Hymenoscyphus albidus, 821 nucleotides long. The record is from the annotation of a GenBank genome assembly. NCBI's taxonomy places the organism in Eukaryota, Fungi, Ascomycota, Leotiomycetes, Helotiales, Helotiaceae.